CACGAAAAACUCAGUUCAGUUCUCACUUUCUGCUAGGCUUCGCGUGCGUUCUAAUGUACUCCAGCGCUCGCAAUAUGGCGUCCGGAAUGGGCGGCGGCUGGGGAAUAACGUCCCCCACCGGAUUGUAUCCGUUUUCAUCUGCCGUGUGCGGAACGUUACAGCUCGCGGCCAGCAUGACAACGACGUCGACGCAGAUUCCAGUGAUGCCGAAGAUGACCGAAUCUAGAACCAACCUUCCGGGUGCAAUGGUGGAAGGUGAAGAUGCGGAUCAACAGCCCAGCAAAAAUCAAACCGAGCGGGACAUCAGCAUCGGAGAGGUGCUGCAGUCGAUCAGCAAGCUGGAUUUGAACGAUUAUGCCACCCGGAAGUCGUUCGCGCAGGGGAUGCUGGAUUUGGCCCUGCUGACGGCGAACGCGUCCCAGCUGAAGUAUUUGCUUACGGUUGGCGAGGUGCACGAGUUCUAUCACUUGCUGCUUACGCUGGUCAUUGUUUCCAUUUCGAUGCAGGUAUUCCAAGCGGUGAUGAUAAUUAUUCUGGCAGUCGUCCUCGAUAUCAACAAAGUGGAACAGCACCGAAAAAGCGAUAUACUGAACAACAUUUUGAUAAUUUUCACCGUUAUCAGCGUCGUGAUAAAUGUGAUAAUAAGUGCGUUCGAUAUGAAGACGCAGAACGAUCUGUUGCGACUCUGAAGUGAGGAGUUCUUUUCAGCGUUCCAUUUAGUGAUAAGACGGUGAGCUUGAGCCACGGAUUAAAAUGUAUUAUAUUUCGAUACUAAACG
Culex quinquefasciatus (southern house mosquito) is the source of this 778-nucleotide messenger RNA. RefSeq lists its product as uncharacterized. Bases 54 to 689 code for a protein of 211 amino acids. The record is from RefSeq and is a predicted model, not a curated record. Gene Ontology annotation, cellular component: membrane. NCBI's taxonomy places the organism in Eukaryota, Metazoa, Arthropoda, Insecta, Diptera, Culicidae. Gene Ontology annotation, biological process: cell adhesion; tissue regeneration. The transcript has 3 exons.